AUGACUCUUUCGGUAUCUACCGUCGGGUUCCGAAGACUCGCUACCACCCGUUUCUCACAUAUGGUUUCAACUCCGCGGUCUGGCGGAAUCGCACCAUUAGGUUGCCAAAAGCUUCCUCUCCCCUCUCUUUUUGGGAGGAUUGGCUCGCUGUCCCGGCUAGUCCUUCCUCAGCUUAAUCACUUUCUCGGGUUACAGCUCAAUCCCCGGAACUUCUUUUCAGACGCAUCAACCGAUCCAUCAAAAGAGCUGGAGAAAACGACGGACUCCGAAAAAACAUCAUCAUCAUCACCACUCAUAGAUCCUAGAAACGGUUUCUGUAUUGCAAACUCGACGUUUUACAGUAAACGCAACCCAUUGCAAUUCCCGGCGAACGCCUCGCUCGACGUCACUACAUUCAUCUCCUCUCAAACGCACCGCGGCACCACCGCCUUCAUUGACGCCGCCACAGGCCAUCGUAUAAGCUUCUCCGGUCUUUGGAUCGCCGUCGAUCGCGUAGCCGACUGUCUCUACCACACCUUCGGCAUACGGAGAGGCGACGUCGUUCUCAUCCUCUCUCCAAACUCUAUUUCCAUCCCCGUCGUCUCCCUCGCCGUCAUGUCACUCGGCGCCGUCGUCACCACCGCGAAUCCUCUCAACACCGCCGGUGAGAUCUCCAGACAGGUCGCAGACAGCAAUCCAAAGCUAGCCUUCACAACUCCCGAUCUGGCUCCCAAACUCGCUGCCAGCUCCGCCGCUAUCUCCGUUGUCCUCACGGAGGAGGACGACGACUAUAAGCGCGUGGGAUCCGCUCUCGGAGUCCGGGUCGUUGGGAAUCUGAGCGAGAUGAUGAAAAAGGAACCGAGCGAGCGGCGAGUCAGAGACCGAGUUGACCAGGAAGAAACGGCGAUGCUUCUCUACUCGUCGGGAACCACGGGAAGAAGCAAAGGAGUGAUAUCGUCUCACGGAAACUUAAUCGCACACGUGGCGAGAUUCAUCGCGGAGCCACUGGAGCCGAACCAAACCUUCCUUCUCACGGUACCGAUGUUCCACACCUACGGAUUACUCAACUACGUCAUGGCGACCGCGGCUUUGGGUUCGACGGUGGUGAUUCUCCGGAGAUAUGAUCUCCACGAGAUGAUGGCGGCGGUGGAGAAGUUCAGAGCCACGAGUCUGGUUUUGGUGCCGCCGAUUUUGGUAGCUAUGAUCAACGGCUCAGAUUUGAUCAAGGCCAAGUACGAUUUGACAUCACUGAAAACGGUUAGAUCCGGUGGGGCCCCAUUGAGCAAGGAGAUUACGGAGAAUUUCAUAGAGAGAUAUCCAACGGUUGAUGUCUUUCAAGGGUACGCUUUGACGGAAUCUAACAGCUCAGGAGCUUCGACGGAUUCGGUGGAGGAGAGCCAGAGAUACGGUUCGGUGGGGUUGUUGUCGUCUGGUGUGGAGGCGAGGAUCGUGGCUCAGGAUACGGGUCGGGUCAUGGGUGUCAACCAAACGGGCGAGCUCUGGCUCAAAGGCCCCGCCAUUACAAAAGGUUAUUUUAGGAAUGAAGAAGCUACAAAAGAAACUAUUAAUUCACAAGGAUGGCUUAAAACUGGAGAUCUCUGCUGUAUCGAUGAUGAUGGAUUUCUUUUUAUAUUGGAUCGAUUGAAAGAAUUGAUCAAAUACAAAGCUAACCAGGUCCCUCCAGCUGAGCUAGAGGCUUUGCUAUAUACUCAUCCUGAAAUCGUCGAUGCUGCAGUAAUCCCGUAUCCAGACAGAGAAGUGGGGCAAUUUCCGAUGGCGUACGUUGUAAGGAAAACAGGGAGUUUCUUAUCAGAGAAGUCGAUAGUGGAGUUUGUAUCAAAGCAAGUAGCACCGUACAAGAGGAUACGAAAGGUGGCUUUCGUAUCUUCGAUACCAAAGAAUCCUUCGGGCAAGAUUCUGCGCAAGGAUCUCAUAAAGCUCGCAACUUCCAACUCCAAGCUUUGA
Messenger RNA from Microthlaspi erraticum, 1944 nucleotides. The record is from the annotation of a GenBank genome assembly. Lineage: Eukaryota; Viridiplantae; Streptophyta; Magnoliopsida; Brassicales; Brassicaceae.